Messenger RNA from Pelagomonas calceolata, 2554 nucleotides. NCBI's taxonomy places the organism in Eukaryota, Pelagophyceae, Pelagomonadales, Pelagomonadaceae. The record is from the annotation of a GenBank genome assembly.
GUUUCAACCAAGCCCAAGAUUAGGUUUGAUCUUGCGCUGUUGCUCGUGUUGACCUAGAGGAGCCAUGACGCGGACCCGGUAGCGCCUCGGCGCGUGACCUCACAGGCUACGAAGCCUUAAAACAGGUAACAAGAGGCCACCGCAGCCAUGCGGAGGGUGUGGAGCCUCACCCUGCUGACCACGGCCGCGGCCCUAUCCUUAAGGCCCCGCGGCACGACGAAGCGCCCGGCGACGCCCGCGGUCCGGGAGAAGGAACUGAACCUGCCGCCCUUCGACCUCGGCGCGAACCUGUCCGAGACGUUGGAUGAGGCCGCCGCGCGCGCGGACGGCGCCGUGCGCGACCGGCUCGGCGCCAUGGGUAUUGAGGACGUGUCCGGGGACUGGGCGACGCGCGUCCUGGAUCUUGGGAGGCGGGCGACGCGGCUCGGCGCGCGCGAAACCGCGGCGCUCGUGGAUUUGAAGCUGAGGGAGACCGAGGCGGCGAUGCGCGAGAUCGAGGAGGGUGUCAAGGACGGCCUCGCGCCGCUGGCGCCUUUACAAUAUCGCGUCGAGGACGAUGCGGCGAAGGCUUUGGAUUUGAGCAUCGAGAUCGAGGGCGUGGACGAGCUGACCGAGGCCGUGUCCGCGGCGGCCGGCGCGCGGGCGACGGUGCCGACGAUGACGUCCCGGAGGCGGUUUAGGAGAUUUAGAGCGGCGGCGCGCACGACGGCCAUCUGGCGGACCGCGGUCGGGUUUGCGUUUCGCGUGGCACGAAAUCGGCGCAAGUUUAGUGACGCGCAGGGGCCCGAGGCCGUCGCCGCGCGGUCGAAGCUGGCGGCGGACUUCCGGGACGCGUUGUUGAGAUUGGGGCCUACUUUCAUCAAAUUCGGGCAGCUGUUGUCGACGCGCGUAGAUGUACUACCGCCAGAAGUCAUCAAGGAGCUCGCGACGCUCCAAAAUGAGGUGCCUUCGUUUAGUCCGGACCGGGCCAUCACAAUUGUCAAAGAGGAACUCGGCGUCAAGGACAUUUACGACGUCUUCGAGACGUUCGAGCGCGAACCGUUAGCCGCGGCUUCCUUAGCCCAGGUUCAUAGAGCAACACUCAAAGAGAACGGCGACGAAGUUGUGGUCAAAGUCCAGAGAGAUGGAUUACGGGAGCAGUUCGACGUGGACUGUGCGAACAUCAAGUUCCUAGCUAGGUUAGCCGAUAGGUUCGACCCCGAGAACGAGGGCGUCGCUUCGGAUUGGAAGGGCAUCGCGGACACGUCCGAAACGGUUUUGUACCGAGAAAUCGACUUCUUAGUUGAAAGGGACGCCGCCGUCAAGUUCCGAGAAGCCUUCGAAGGUAAGAACGGUCAGAAGGCCAUGGACUACGUGAAGGUGCCGCGCACGUACGACCCCUACUGCACGUCCAAGUUGUUAGUGUUGGAGUACGUGCCGGGCACGAAGAUUAACGACGUCGAGGGUCUACAGCAACUAGAUGGCGUCGAACUCCCGACGCUCUCGAGACGUUUAACGUUUAGCUACUUGGAACAGUUGUGCCGGCACGGUUUUUUUCAUUGCGACCCCCACCCGGGCAACGUGGCCGUCGACGACCAGGUGCCGGGCGGCCGGUUGAUCUACUACGACUUUGGGAUGAUGGAGACCAUUGAACGCGACGUGAAGGCGGGGUUCGUGGAUUUGGUGUAUUCGUUAUACAAGAAUGAACCCAUUAUUGCGUGCGACGCGCUCGAGACGAUGGGCGUGUUGCGACCGGGCUUGGAUCGGUUUAGCAUCGAGAGGAUCGCGAAGAACUACCUCGAUUCGUUCUGCGCCACGGUCGAAUCCAAGAACGCGAAGGGCGUCACGGGUAUCGAUGACGGCGCGGCGAAGUGGGAGACGGAGAUGACGGAGGAAGAACAAAAGGCCGCCCGGAAGGCGCGGCGGGCGCAGAUCGGCAAGGACCUCUUCGCGACGCAGGCCGAGCGGCCGUUCGUCUUCCCGCCGAAGUUCACGUUCGUCUUUCGGGCCCUGUCGACGAUUGAUGGGAUUGGCAAGUCCCUGGACGGGGGUUAUGAUUUGUCGCGGUUAAGCCAACCGUAUCUGAGGGAGUUGGCGGAUCUGCGGGACGGGAGUCGCUACGCGACGGCGUUUUCGGAACUCCUGUCGAAGGUCGGGUGGCGGCCGAAGGACGUGAAGCAGGUCGUCAUGGCGCCGCGGACCUUGGCAAGCGCGGACAAGUCCAUUAAGAGGAUUGAGGCCGGCGAUUUGAGGUUACGAGUGCGAUCGGUCGAGCUCGAGACGCAGCUCCAGAACGUGGAGACGCGGCAGCGGCUCUUCGGGGCGGCCGCCGUCGCGGUCCUCUUGGCGCAGACGUCGCUGGGGGGCGUCGCCGCGACCUACGAAGGCGCCGCGCGCGUCUGGCGGCUGGUGUUAUCGAGGGGCUGCGGCGUCGGCGCGGCGUGGGCGUCGCUCGAGGCCUUCGGGGCUUAUUGUCUGCUGCGCAAGGCGGACCAGAACAAGAAGCGCUUCGCGAACCAGCUGAAGGACUGCUAGGUUUCGCGUAAGGUCGUCUUACGCCCCCCAUGAAAAAAAC